UGCUGGAAUUCCUGAUUUUAGAACUCCUGGAACUGGAUUGUAUGAUAAUUUACAAAAGUAUAAUUUGCCUCAUCCAACAGCCAUUUUCGAAUUGAAAUAUCUUCCAACUAAUCCUCAUCCAUUCUUCCAUUUGAGUAGAGAUUUCAUUUCUUCUGGAUAUAAACCAACUAAAGCUCACUACUUUAUCAAAUUGUUGGAAGAAAAGAACAAGUUGAAGAGAUUAUAUACUCAAAAUAUUGAUGGUUUGGAAGCCAAGUCAGGAAUUACAAAGGAGCACUUGGUAAAUUGUCACGGAAUGUACGAUAUUGGUCACUGUAUUGAAUGUUCAAAGGAAUAUUCAUUGUCUGAAAUUGUAAAAAAGAUGGGAACUGAUGAAGAAGUCCAAAUUCCAAAGUGUGACAAGUGUGGACAUAUUGUCAAACCAGAUAUUGUCUUGUUCGGAGAGUCAUUACCUAACAAGUACGUAGAUUGUUGCAAAUCAGAUUUGCUUCGUUCCAAGGAUUGUGAAGUCUUCAUUGUCAUUGGUACUUCCUUGUCAGUCUAUCCUGUUGCUGGUUUACCAGAAUAUGCUCCAGAAGGAUCAACACGUGCUCUUCUUAAUCGUGAAAAAUGUGGACCUUUCAGUAAGGUGAAGGGAAAUGUUGCUGAAGUUGGAGAUGAUUCAGAUUAUUUGGAUUUGUUCCUUGGUGGAGAGGAUUCAUCCAUUGAUGAAUGUGUUGAAAAAUUAUGUAAAUUAUUAGGAUGGGAAGCUGAAUUGGAGGAAUUAUAUGUUAAAGGACCAGUCGAUCUCGUAGAAUUGAGUAAGAAAUAA
Naegleria gruberi is the source of this 811-nucleotide messenger RNA. RefSeq names its product silent information regulator family protein. Gene Ontology annotation, molecular function: NAD+ binding. The record is from RefSeq and is a predicted model, not a curated record. The annotation marks the transcript as partial. NCBI's taxonomy places the organism in Eukaryota, Heterolobosea, Eutetramitea, Acrasida, Naegleriidae. The transcript is spliced from 3 exons.